This is a messenger RNA of Triplophysa dalaica, 2314 nucleotides long. RefSeq names its product glucose-6-phosphate isomerase b (gene gpib). The coding region runs from base 45 to 1706 and encodes 553 amino acids. Gene Ontology annotation, cellular component: cytosol. The record is from RefSeq and is a predicted model, not a curated record. Lineage: Eukaryota; Metazoa; Chordata; Actinopteri; Cypriniformes; Nemacheilidae. Gene Ontology annotation, molecular function: monosaccharide binding; carbohydrate derivative binding; glucose-6-phosphate isomerase activity. The transcript has 18 exons. Gene Ontology annotation, biological process: glucose 6-phosphate metabolic process; glycolytic process; gluconeogenesis.
UUCAGUUCAGUCUGAAGGUUCUGACACGGGUACGAGCAGACGCGAUGGGACUCACGAGCGACCCGAACUUCCAGAAUCUGGAGAAAUGGUUCAAAUCAGACGCUGCGAAUCUGAACAUGAGGAAGAUGUUUGAGGCAGAUAAAGACAGGUUCAAAAAGUUCAGCUUAACUUUGAAAACAGAUGAAGGAGAAAUUCUGCUGGAUUUCUCCAAAAACCUCAUAAAUGAAGAAGUUAUGAAGAUGCUUGUGGAUCUGGCAAAUUCUCGUGGUGUGCCGGCUGCCAGAGACAAGAUGUUUUCAGGAGAAAAGAUCAAUUUCACUGAGGGUCGUGCUGUUCUUCACGUGGCUUUAAGGAACCGUUCAAACUCUCCCGUUAACGUGGACGGUAAGGAUGUGAUGCCGGAGGUCAACAAGGUCCUGGAGAAGAUGAAGAACUUCUGUCAGAAAGUACGUGGUGGAGAAUGGAAGGGUUACACGGGCAAAGCCAUGACUGAUGUUGUCAACGUUGGCAUCGGUGGAUCUGAUCUGGGUCCACUGAUGGUGACGGAGGCUCUGAAGCCGUAUUCUAAAGGUGGACCCCGGGUCUGGUUCGUGUCCAACAUCGAUGGAACUCACAUCACUAAAACUCUGGCCGAACUCAACCCUGAGACCACGCUCUUCAUCAUCGCAUCAAAGACGUUCACGACUCAGGAGACGAUCACAAACGCAGAAUCGGCGAAGGAAUGGUUCCUGCAGGCCGCUAAAGACAAAGCUGCCGUUGCCAAACACUUUGUGGCCCUCUCCACCAAUGCCCCUAAAGUGAAGGAGUUCGGCAUCGACACAGAGAACAUGUUGGAGUUCUGGGAUUGGGUUGGUGGCCGAUAUUCUCUGUGGUCCGCCAUUGGAUUAUCAAUCGCUCUUCAUAUCGGAUUUGAGAACUUCGAGAAGCUUUUGGCCGGAGCUCAUUGGAUGGACACACAUUUUCGUACAGCACCGUUGGAUCAGAACGCGCCGGUGCUGCUCGCCCUGCUGGGCAUCUGGUACAUCAACUUCUUCCAGGCGGAGACGCACUGCCUUCUGCCCUACGAUCAAUACAUGCAUCGCUUUGCUGCCUAUUUCCAGCAGGGUGAUAUGGAGUCUAAUGGAAAGUACAUCACAGUGGACGGUGGGCGUGUAAACUAUCACACCGGCCCCAUCGUGUGGGGUGAACCAGGAACCAACGGACAGCAUGCCUUCUACCAGCUGAUACAUCAAGGAACUCGUAUGGUCCCUGCUGACUUCCUCAUUCCUGCUCAGAGCCAACAUCCAAUCAGAAACAACCUUCACCAUAAGAUUCUGGUGGCAAAUUUCCUGGCACAGACUGAAGCUCUGAUGAAGGGAAAAACCACAGAGGAGGCCAAGAAAGAGCUGGAGGCCGGAGGUCUGAGCGGAGACACACUGGAGAAAAUUCUGCCACAUAAAGUGUUCCAGGGAAACAAGCCGACCAAUUCAAUCAUCUUUGGAAAGUUGAGUCCAUACACACUUGGUGUUCUGAUCGCCAUGUACGAACACAAGAUCUUCAUUCAAGGUGUCAUGUGGCAGAUCAACAGUUUUGAUCAGUGGGGUGUGGAACUCGGGAAACAGCUGGCAAAGAAAAUCGAACCCGAGCUUCAGGACUCAGCGGAGGUCACGUCUCAUGAUUCCUCCACCAACGGCCUCAUCAACUUCCUCAAGAAGAAUUUUGCUUGAACGCUGAAUGAAGUCGUCUGCAGCAUCACCAGGAAGCAAAUCCUGCAACCUUCAAUGUGAAGAGUGAUUCCAACGGCAAAGUAUGCAAAAAAAUCAUUUUCUCACUCCACCUGCUUGAUGUUAUGGCAGAAUCACAAUAGAAAUAUCCCAGAGAAACAAUAGUGAUAAAGAUGAAGAUUAGACACCAUGACAAAACAGAACUACAUUUUGGCUGAAGUUGAUCACUAAUGAUAUCAAUAACUUAAUCUAAUGUUGGGUAUUAAAAAAUAUAUACACAAUGUUUAGAAUAUUAAAAGCUCAGAUUGUUGUAAAAGUGUACAGGGGAUCUUCAAAUGAAAUAAGGGUUGGGAAUCACUGGUCUAGAUAAAAAAUGUGAAAAACUUUCCUGUCUUCCUAUUUCCUACUAAUGUUCAAAGACAGAGUUUUAAAGAACUGUAUAUUUAACGAUAUAUAAUGAUGAUAGGCACUUAUGUUUGUUGCACUUAGGAUUUUACAAAUUAUAAAAUGGCAAAAGAAAAGAUUUGACUGGUUUAAGUAACAGAACAUGAUUCACUGAACAUGCUGGGGUUUAUUUUCCCAACAAUAAAUAUUUUUCCUUUUGCACAACA